GAGGGGAUCACAGAGUUGUCCAGCCGCCAAGGGUCGGGGUGCAAGGAGACUCAGAGCUGAGGGUGAUGAAACCUUGCUAGCGAGCGAGGCUGCGGUGGGCUCUGCUGGAACCUGUGAUAAGAUGUGCAGCUGUUACUUUGAGGUUGGGAGGCUGGAAGCCCACAGGAAGUGACUCGGUACAGAGCUGAUGAGUCUUCAUACCGGCACCCGUCCUGGGAGAGGAGCUGCAGGCUGGUGUGGCUGUGGGGAUGUCCAUGGGGCACUCAGAGCCUCGGCCGGAGGGACAGGGCCGGCACUAUGGGGCUCUGGCCUCAGACCAGCGAUCCACUGCGACGGCGCCUGCUCCCUGGAGCCUGCCCCGCAGGAGAGCUUACGUGGCAGCUGCAGUGCUUUGCUACAUCAACCUCCUGAACUACAUGAACUGGUUCAUCAUUGCGGGAGUGCUGCUGGACGUGCAGAAGUUUUUUCAGAUCAGAGACAGUAACGUGGGCUUGCUUCAGACUGUCUUCAUCGGCUGCCUGCUGCUGUCUGCACCCGUGUUUGGCUACCUGGGCGACCGACACAGCCGCAAGGCCACGCUGACCUUCGGGAUCCUGCUGUGGUCAGGAGCUGGCCUCUCCAGCUCCUUCAUCUCCCGCCGGCAUUCCUGGCUCUUCUUUCUGUCCCGGGGCAUUGUGGGCACUGGCACAGCCAGCUACUCUACCAUCGCGCCCACCAUCCUGGGCGACCUCUUCGUGAGGGACCAGUGGACCCGGGUACUGGCUGUCUUCUACAUCUUCAUCCCUGUUGGAAGUGGUCUGGGCUACGUGCUGGGGUCGGUUGUGACGGAGCUGACUGGGAACUGGCUUUGGGCCCUCCGCGUCAUGCCCUGCCUGGAGGCCGUGGCCUUGGUCCUGUUCAUUUUGCUGGUUCCAGACCCACCCCGGGGAGCUGCUGAGAAGCAGGGGGAGGCGACCACGAAGCGCCCAAGGAGUACCUGGUGUGAGGACGUCAGAUACCUGGCAAGAAACUGGAGUUUUGUAUGGUCGACCUUUGGAGUGACAGCCACGGCUUUUGUGACUGGAGCCCUGGGCUUCUGGAUCCCCAAGUUUCUGUUCGAGGCCCGUGUGGUCCAUGGACAGCAGCUUCCCUGCCUCCGGGAGCCGUGCAACAGCCAGGACAGCCUGAUUUUUGGGUCACUGACCAUCAUGACUGGCAUCAUUGGGGUUGUCCUGGGGGCAGAGGCUUCAAGAAGGUACAAGAAAGUCAAUCCGAGGGCUGAGCCCCUCAUCUGUGCCUCCAGCCUGCUUGCCACAGCCCUCUGCCUCUACCUGGCUCUCGUCCUGGCCCCGACCACCCUCUUGGGCUUCUACCUGUGGAACCCAUGUCCGAAUUGGUCAUGCGAGCCACUUAAACCUGAGACCCAGUUUGUACCUGGCCUGUGCGAUGGGGUCACCAGCUUUAGAAGCAUAGGUUGCUGGUGCUGGAGGAGCGUGUUGGUGCACUUGGGCCACCCCUGCCCUUGUACAAUUGGGGAAACCAAGGCCCAGAAGGCAGUGACAUUUCCAGGGUUACCCAGCGAGGUGUUCCUGGCCCUUGGAGAGCUGCUGCUAUCCUGCAACUGGGCAGUGGUUGCUGACAUCUUGCUGGCAGUUCAGCUGGUGCUGGAACUUGCCCCCUGCAGCUUCCACCCGGCCCCCUACCGAGCUGCUCCCUUUGCUGCAUGACAGCCCCACAGGUAUGUGAAGACCCUGCCUGUGGCCCCCCAUGUCUGUGUGUGCAAGAAUGAUUAACCGGGCAGAGCUGUGAGGGGUGCUGAGGUGGGGGAGGGGCUACAGGGCUGGCCAGCCGUGUUUGGCUGAUCUGGCUCUGCUGGGGAGCUGGCUGGACAUGAUCUCGUUCACCCCAGUGCACCCCACAGUCCCACCUUGGCUGGAGGCUUCCAGACCCCAUGCUUAGGAAGGUCUACCACCCCAGGAAGGCUUCUUGGCCACCUCUACCUUCCCACCUUCCUGAAGCCCCUCUGUCCAAGGUUGCCUUUCUGCUCUUCAGCACUCAGAGCUAGACCAAACCUUGCAGCCCAUGGAGUUUGGCUCCCCCAUGUUGCUGUUUUCCUGGCAAAGAAAGUGGAAGAGGCAGGAAGGCUGGUUGGUUGGGGACCCGGUCUGUAGAGCAGAGGGGCAGACGCCACAUUGGAGUGGGCUGAGGACAGGGUGGGAGGGUGAAGAAGGAGGAUCGGAGUGUAGUCAAGCCCCUCAAGAAGCUGCAUUGAGAGGAGAGGAGAGGAGAGAGAGGGUGGUCUCUGGGGUGGGCAGAGGGUCAGGGGAGGCUGGUGGUGCUCUUCCAGAGGCCAAGCAGCAGCAAGCCCCCAGAGAAGGGAGGGAAUGGCUGAAAGGGAGUCCCUGCAGAAAGGGUGAGCAGGGAGUGGGACCCAGAGCUGAGGGGGGAACUAGCCUCAGAGAGGAGGCCUGAAGCUCUUGCACAGAGGCAGCAGGGUAGGGACUGUUUGGGGGCAGGAAGUAUGUGGGAAAGGGGGUGGGUGACGGGAAGUGGAGAGAGGUCCCACCUGCUGGCCUGACCUUGAGGAGCUGAGCUUCUCAUCCGGCAGGGCCCUGAGGAGAGCAAGAAGGACCCGGAGAGUAUGUGUGUAUGUAUAUGUGUGUAGAGAGAGAACAGAAGCUGAGAGAAGAGGGAUAUUCAGGUGAACAACUCCAGGCUGGAAAGGAAGCCAAGGGUCUGACAGGAAAACAGGUGGAGAGGCUAUAGGUCUCUGGAAGGUGGGGAGCCUAUGGGUGGGAUCAGAGGGUGAGAGGGUAGCAUAGCCCAGGAGCUAAGACUCUGGAGCUGACCACUUGUUCAUUUCCCAUACCUGCCACUCACUAGCUGUGUGACCCUGGCCAAGUGACUUAACCUCUCUGGGCCUCCCCAUCCUCAGCUGUAAAAUAGGUAGGAUGGCUAAAAGAAACAGUUGCCGUUCAAUCAGCCCUGACUCAUGGGACUCCAUGUGUGUCAGAGUAGAACUGUGCUCUAUAGGGUUUUCAAUGGCUGUUUUUUCUGGAAGUAGAUUGCCAGGCUUUUCUUCCGAGGUGCCUCUGGAUACACUCAAGGGCAUGGCUCUUUUUCGAUCCACUUAUCCACAGGGAGGAGAAUCUAGAUUCUCUCUGAGGAAGGGAUCUCAUGGGCUCGCUGUCCAGUGAUUCUCAAACUUCACCGUGCAUUAGAGUACCUGGGGUUGUGGGUUGUUGUUAAAUGUUGUCGAGUUGGUUCCAACUCAUAGCAGCCCUAUGCACAACAGAAUGAAACACUGCCCAAUCCUGUGCUAUCCUCACAAUUGUUGCUAUGUUCGAGCCCAUUGUUGCAGCCACUGUUUGUCAGUCCCUCUCGCUGAGGGCCUUCCCCUUUUUUGCUGACACUCUACCAAGAAUGAUGUUCUUCUCCAGGGACUGGUCCCUCCUGAGAACAUGUCCAAAGUAUGUGAGACAUAGUCUCGUCAUCCUUGCAUCUCAAGAGCAUUCUGGCUGUACUUCCAGGACAGACUUGUUUGUUCUUCUGGCAGUCCAUGAUAUCUUCAAUAUUCUUUGCCAACACCAUAAUUCAAAGGCAUCAAUUCUUCUUUGGUCUUCCUUAUUCAUUGUCCAGUUUUUGCGUGCAUAUGAGGUGACUGAAAACACCAUGGCUUGGGUCAGGCGCACCUUAGUCUUCAAAGUGACAUCUUUGCUUUUUAACACUUGAAAGAGGUCUUUUGCAGAAGAUUUGCCCAACGCAAUUAGUCCUUUGAUUUUUUGACUGCUGCUUCCCUGGUUCGUUCUUUUGGCAGUCCACGGUAUAUUCAAUGAGGUGGAUUGACACAGUGGCUGCAACAAGGAGCUCAGGCAUAACAACAAUUGUGAGGAUAGCACAGGAUUGGGCAGUGUUUCGUUUUGUUGUGCAUAGGGUCGCUAUGAGUCGGAACCAACUCGACAGCACCGAACAACAACAACAACAACAACAAGCUUCCGUGGUGUUGUCUGUGGAUAUAGUAAAAUGAAAUCCUUAACAACGUCAAUCUCUUUUCCCUUUAUCGUGUCGUUUUGCAUUGGUCCAGUUGUGAGGAUUUUAGUUUCCUUAUGGUGAGGCGUAAUCCUUACUGAAGGCUGUAGUCUUUGAUCUUCAUCAGUAAGCGUUUCAAGUCUUCUUGGCUUUCAGCAGGCCAGGUUGUGUCGUCUGUAUAUGGCAGGUUGUUAAUGAGUCUUCCUUCAAUCUGGAUGCCAUGUUCUUCUUGUUACAAAUUCAGAUUCCAGGCUGUCUGUCCUCAGAGUCUGAUUCAGUGGGUCUAUGAGGGGUCCAGGGAUCUGCAUUUCAACUUCCCAAAUGAUUCUGAUGUAGGUGUGCCUCAGAGCACACUUUGAGAAACACUGGUCUUUCUCAGCCAGCUCCCCAAGUCCACAAAUUCUCCUCAAAAUUCCAAUGAGUGCAGUUCUGCUUUUGUUUACAUACUCCUCUGAUGGGGAGCUCACUCCCUGCACCCCGGGCAGCCUCUGCACACUGGCAGCUCUGUUGACAAAAAUGAUCUAGUUCGGUCACAGCUAAGACAAUCUCCCCUGCCCCAGCUUAGCCCUUGGACUCGAAGGGACUGGCUCCCUGGCACACUGAUAUUGUCUGCCAUGCCAGCUUCUCCCUAGGCUGAGCACCCUGCCUCCCCAAACCAACUGAUGGAGUCCCCAGUUCCCUCCCAACCCACCUGUCUGUCUGGACCCUGCACCCUUGGGGUGGCCCAGAGCCAGCUUAGGCCACUGCCCCCCUCCCCCCAGCAAUGCAGAGCAGAGAGAGAAAGCGUGCCCCCUCUUUCCCAGGCCUGUCGUCUGGGUGUCUGGAAUCCAGCCACAAGGCUCAGCUCCUACCUCCUCAGCAGAUUUUCCCAAAUCCCCCUGGAGGGCUAUCACCCCCUGUGCUCCCUCUGCCCCACGUCACCAUGUGUCCCUGCUCAGCCUCUGCCCCCAGGGGCUGUCUGCUCACUUGUCUGUCUCAUCUCCUAGGGGUGUAGGGGUGUGAGGCUGCGUGGAGAGCAGGAGGCAGGCUGCCAGGUAGUCUGCACCUGGUGGUUGCCGCUCUGACUUUCUGUAGGCCCGUCGGUGGUGCUGGUUUUGCCCCACAGUAUAAAGGGAACAGCUCUUCUAAGAAGGGAGAGCCAAAAACAGAGAUGUGUUUGCCUCAGAAUAGAGUGAGCCUAGAGUUUUGGGAACCCAAAAGCCUCUUACUUCUAAAAUUACUCCCUGGGUUGUCUAGCUCCUGGUGGGGGCCAGCCUUGGCCCCCUGGCUGUAUGGAGAAAUCAGGACACAGAACAGGUUGCGGGGGACCUACCUGUCCCACAACUGGCAGCAGCAGCCAGUCUGGGUCCAUCAGGUUGAGGUUUCUGGGAGGAGAGGAAGAGACCGAGGGUCCGAGAAGCCUUGGCCCCCACCGUGGACUUUUUUGGACAUCUAGGGCCCACCCUCUAGGAGGCACUGCCCUUCUCCCCAGAACCACCAGUGAGUAAUCACAUAAUUAUGGGGUGAGAAGGAAGCACGGGUGGAAGGUGCAAAGCUGCGGUCGAUUCCUUCUCAGCCUGUUGGCAGGUCCCAGCGAUGGGCGGAGGCUCAACUUUCCUCAGGGCCUGGACAGGGCGGCUCAGGGCCAGCACCCACGGUGACUCCUGCCCCUCUGCCCUGCCCACCCCUCUCACCGGACCCCUGCAGCUCCCAGCCCCUGGGUUACUGCCUCCACACCUUUGUCCCUGCCUGGCCCCUGCCUGAAAUGUCCUUCCCCUCCCUCUGCCCGUUGCUGUCCUGUCUACCUACAGGGUGAGGGAGGAGCUUGUCUGCUUUCUCCUUCUCUCCAUUUUCCAAGUGUUCUAAACAAACAUAGAAACAUUUCUGAAAAAGCUCUUCCUUCCCUGUGACACUAGAGUGGUCAAAAGGCCAGGUCCUGGAUCAAUCUCAGUCAUGCUAUUUCCUGGCUGGAUGACCCUGGACGUAUUACUUAAUCUCCCCGUGGCCUCAAUUUCCUCAUCUGUAAAGUUGAGAUAGUAAUUAUAUCUCCUUCAUGGGUUGUUUGAGCUGAUAUAUCGAAUGCAUACAGGAAGUACUCAAUAAGUGAUAGCAAGUAUUACUAUUAUCCUUGUUAUUGUUCUCUGAAGGGUUCAGAUUUAAGGACACCUAGGCCUUGGGGACGAGCCCUGGUGGCACAGCCAGUUGCUAACCAAAAGGUUGGUAGUUCGAACACACCGGCCGCUCCAUGGUAGAAAAGAUGUGGCAGUCUGCUCCAUUUACAGCCUUGGAAACCCUAUGGGGGCAGUUCUACUCUGUCCUAUAGGGUCACUGUGAGUGGAAUUGACUUAAUGGCAAGGUUUUUUUUUUUUUUUUUAGGCCUUGGGGAUGGAGCUCUAGGAUUGAAGCUCCUCGGUGGCUGCCCUGCGGCCUGUGUCCCAAGGAACCUCCUUCUCUCCCCUCCCCUCCCCCGCUACAGCCCUGGGUUGAGGCAGGGAAUUCUCCUGGGACCAGCCUCCAAGAUGGUUCUACUUGGUUGCUUUGAUUUGCAACCCUUCUGCUAAUCCCUCUGUGCCUGGUACCCCGCUGGACCCCAGGGACCUGAGGGGAAUUAGACAAGGGGCUUGCGAUUGAGGACCUGACUAGAAAGUGCUGGGAGUAAGGGGGACAGACAAAGAAAGGAAACCACCCAGCUCUGAGUGACGUGCGCUCAUGCUUGUGGGUGCUCAGGGCAAGCAUCUGAACUCUGAGACAGCGUCACAGAGGAAGUGACUCCAGAGCUAUGUCCUGAAGGACAAGUAGGGAUGCUCAGCUGGACCGAGAGGGGAAGGUGUUCUGGGCGGAAGUCUCCAAAACCCAAACCAAAACAAAUGAACAAAUAAGCCAACCAAAUCAAUUGCUGUCGAGUUGAUUCGAACUCAUAGCAACCCCAUCCGUGUGUGUCAGAGUAGCGCUGUGCUCCAUAGGGUUUUCAAUGGCUGUAAUCUUUGGAAGUAGAUCACCAGACCUUUUUUUCUGAGGCAACCCUGGGUGGAUUUGAAUGUCCAACCUUUCAAUUAGUAGCUAAGUGCUUAGUCAUCUGAGCCACCCAGAAGUCCCAGUGUGCUCAAAUGCCUGGAAGCAUUCUGCCUCCCAAAGUCAUAGGGUGUUAUUUCAGUAUGAUGUCAACCUGAAGCCUUCGGGUACCAGAUUAAAAAUAAUAACAUAACCCUGGAGGUAGGUAGUAUUAUUACUCUCAUUUGGGAGUGAGGAGACUGAGGCACAGAAAGGUGAAGUAACUUUCCCAAAGCUACACAGCUAGUGAGUGGGGGGAUCUGGGUUUGGAACUCAGACUGACUCCAGAAUUCAUAUUCCUAACGGCCGCCUCCCAGGUAACUGGCCCCAUGGAGUGUAUGAGAGGGUGGAAGUCCCCGCCUCACCCUCUUCCAUGGAGUCAUCUGGGCCUCUCCAGCCAGGCUUUUUUGGUCACUGCCCAGCUGGGCUGGAACUUUCUGAUAGAACGGCUGAGCCCUCUGCACCGUGCCUGCCCAAUGGCCACGCAUGCAGACACGUGGCUGUGCGUGGCUUCUUACUCCGCCAGCCUGCACUGCUGCCUCCUGGACCCCUGAGCUGGGCUGCCCUAUGACUCCCGUCACAGCCAUGCCUGGUCCCUGCCCAGGCUUUUUUGUGUGCGUGUGUGAUAAAAUGCAUAAAACAUAAAACUUCGUGUGUUAACCACAAGUGUACAAUUCAGUGGCGUUAGUUACAUCCACAAUGCUGUGCAACCAUCACAGCUAUUUGUUUCCAAAACUUUUGUGUCAUCCCAAACAGAAACUUUGUUUGCAUUAAGCAUUAACUCCUCUCCCCCUCCCCCUGGCAACCGCUAAUCCACCAUCUGUCCCUGUGCAUGUCCCUGGAUGUUUCAUGUAGGUGGGACUGUACAGUAUUUCUUCUUUUGUGUCUGAUUUAUUCCAGCAUAAUGUUUUCAAGGUUUAUCCACGUAGUCGUAUUGGAAUUUCCUUUCUCUUUAUGGUUGAAUAAUAUUCCAUUGCACGUAUACGCCACCCUUCAUUCUUCCGUUCAUCAGCUGGUGGACACUUGGCCCCUUCCCAAUUUGAGAGCAAAACCUUAAGAGGGGGCCUUGGCACCCCAUCCCAGGGCACAGGACUGGUGUUCUAAUGGUGGCCACUCACUUGGCCAACCUGUCUCACGUCCAGGCCAUUGUCCUUGGCAGGUGGGAAACAGGAGGUGGGUGUGAGGGGUCUCCACUGUCUGCUCUGGCUUGGGGAGCUUCCCUGGUGUCCUGU
Messenger RNA from Loxodonta africana (African savanna elephant), 8270 nucleotides. It is a transcript of the gene SPNS3, whose product is annotated as SPNS lysolipid transporter 3, sphingosine-1-phosphate (putative). NCBI's taxonomy places the organism in Eukaryota, Metazoa, Chordata, Mammalia, Proboscidea, Elephantidae. The transcript is spliced from 11 exons. The coding region runs from base 249 to 1706 and encodes 485 amino acids. Gene Ontology annotation, biological process: transmembrane transport. Gene Ontology annotation, molecular function: transmembrane transporter activity. The record is from RefSeq and is a predicted model, not a curated record. Gene Ontology annotation, cellular component: membrane.